UGCAGACAGAAUCACCGAAAGUAAGUGGAUUUUAUUUUGUUUCAAAUAUCUUCAAACGUUACAAGAUGGGACAAACCAUGACUUAAGUUCUGUUUGACUUUUUUUCCCCCUGUGCUUCACGUUUAUUCCUCAACCCUGAAGAAGACUCAACUCCCACAUUAGCAUUGCGAAGAUAUCCUAAAGAUCCAAACCAAGGCAGGGAACAAAUGGAUGAGAAUACAACAACUGAUAGCCUCAAUGCCUCCACCACAUUCACCACCGACUUGGAUUCACCGAUCUGUCCUCUGUAUGAAGACUACAAACACACACUACUACCCGUCACCUACAGCUUGGUGUUUCUCCUGGGUUACCUCAAUGGAGCAGUCCUUUGCUUAUCCUGGCGUCUCACUCGCAAGUGGAGUUGCAGCACUAUCUACCUGGUGAACCUCGCUGUUGCGGACUUACUUUACGUCUGCUCUCUUCCUUUGCUCAUCUUGAACUAUAUUUGGAGGGACAGGUGGCCUUUUGGCGACUUCCUGUGCAGGCUUGUGCGCUUUCUCUUCUACGCUAACCUUUACGGGAGCAUCUUAUUCCUAACCUGCAUCAGCGUCCAUCGCUACCUGGGGCUUUGCUUCCCCAUGAAGUCCAUCGAGUGGAGAACACGUCGGCUGGCAGUGGAGACUUGCGUCGUUGCCUGGAUUAUGGUAGGUUUGCAAGUUGUACCCACUUACCUUUACGCACAUACAGGCAGCCUGGCCAACAAGACGGUGUGCUAUGACCUGACCAGUCCUGAUAAUUUCCACAACUAUUUACCCUAUGGCACUGUAUUAACUGUGACUGGGUUUGUUAUCCCCUUCGUGAUCAUCAUACUGUCUUAUUGCUGUAUUAUAAAGACAUUGAUCGUGUCGGGAGACAGUACACAAUUGCAGAAACCAGUGCGAACCAAAUCGAUCCGCACCAUCGUGUUGGUGUGUGGCUUGCUGGCUGUUUGUUUUGUUCCCUUUCACAUCACCCGCACAAUUUACCUCUUUGUCCGGGCGUAUCUGGCACAAGACUGCAAUAUCUUGCAGACGGUCAGCUUGGCGUACAAAAUCUGGAGACCGGUCAUCAGCUUCAACAGCUGCAUCAAUCCUCUUCUGUAUUUCCUCUCUGGAGACAACUACAGCACCAGACUAGGGCUGAGACUCAGAGCCAGAUAGGUUCAAUGGUUAGGAGUCAGUCUGCAGGGUGCAAAGAAUUCAACUCUGGAUGGAUCUUAAUCCCCCAAAAUGGUCUGAGUAAUCCUGUUUAACAGAUCAUUUAGCGAGUUAGAGAGGAUGGGCCUUUGCA
This is a messenger RNA of Callorhinchus milii (elephant shark), 1308 nucleotides long. RefSeq names its product P2Y purinoceptor 3-like. Gene Ontology annotation, molecular function: G protein-coupled receptor activity. Gene Ontology annotation, cellular component: plasma membrane. Gene Ontology annotation, biological process: G protein-coupled receptor signaling pathway. The record is from RefSeq and is a predicted model, not a curated record. Lineage: Eukaryota; Metazoa; Chordata; Chondrichthyes; Chimaeriformes; Callorhinchidae.